This is a messenger RNA of Prorocentrum cordatum, 849 nucleotides long. The record is from the annotation of a GenBank genome assembly. NCBI's taxonomy places the organism in Eukaryota, Dinophyceae, Prorocentrales, Prorocentraceae.
AGUCAUCUGGGCUCACGGAGGAAAUCUCUUUGCCAGCGCGCCCGCACGUUUGGCAGCCAUGGGAGGAAAGAAGAGCUACCAAAAUUAUGGGAAGACCUUCCGUAAACCGAAGCGCCCCUUCGAGAAGGAACGCCUCGACUCCGAGAUGAAGAUCGUGGGCGAGUACGGGCUGAAGAACAAGCGCGAGGUGUGGCGCGUCCAGUACGCCCUAGCCAAGAUCCGCACAGCGGCCCGGCACCUUCUCACGCUGGACGAGAAGAGCGAGCAGCGCAUGUUCCAGGGCGAGGCCCUUCUGCGCCGCAUGAUCCGCAUCGGCCUGCUCAUGGAGAGCGAGAAGAAACUGGAUUACGUGCUCGGUCUCACCAGCGCGAAGAUCAUGGAGCGCCGCCUGCAGACGAAGGUCUUCAAGUUGGGCCUCGCCAAGUCGAUUCAUCACGCGAGGGUCCUGAUCCGCCAGCGCCACAUCCGGGUGGGGAAGCAGAUCUGCAACAUUCCCUCGUUCCUCGUGCGCCUGGACAGCGAGAAGCACAUCGACUUCGCCCUCACCUCCCCGUUCGGGGGCGGCCGCCCAGGUCGUGUGCGGCGCAAGAUGAUGCAGAAGAAGGGCGGCGACAAAGAGGGCGACGACGAGGAGGACUGAGCCUCGAGGCGUUCAGAGCGAUACCUGCGCGCGCGACUGGUCCUGGGAGACGAUUGUGAGGAGGACGAUGAUGAGGAGAAGGAGAGUCCCUCGCCGCGCCCGACGUUUCAGAGACCCCUUGCCAGGGGUGACUGGCUAGGCCAGACAAACGUGGCUCGGCGAUGCUCGUUCACCCUCCCUGUCUUGUCCUCGCUUCUCCUCGUCUCCCC